GCGGCAUCGGGCUCCGAGGAGCGCGGCGACGAGAUUGGUUCCGAGCUCGGCGUAAAACAGGAUGAGCUUGAGAGUGCCAAGCGUGAGCUUGAGGAGGAAGAGGCUCCACCGCAGGGCGCGGUAGCCAAGGUAGGGGAGUUCGUGGAUGUGCAUGGCAUCGGGCAUAGCAUCGUGCGUUGCAACCGCUGCUGUCGCACGGCAAAGGAGUGCAACUACAGGAUCAAGGCGAAGGGCCAGUCGACUUACCAGUGCGACGCGAGCAACACGAACGGGGUGCGCCUUUCUCGGAGGUUCGGACAGUGGCCGCCAAAGUGUUUCGCCAAAAUGAAGAGUGAGUUCAAGCAGCAGUUCUACAAGGAUCUGGCAGAAGAUCCUGGGCUGUCGAACCUCGAUCGCAUUGAAGCCUUCGUGGUCAGCUCACUCACUGUCCAACGGAUGGAGGAGGAGCGCGUCCGCAAGGGUGGCAAGUACCUUCCGCUGAGGAAGUGGGCGCACGACGGCUUCGACGCGAAAAAGAUUGAAGAUAAUGUGCAGGAUAAGAGGUGGAACCCUGAUCUCGGGGAGUGGACGUACAGGCCGCAAUGGGAGGCGGCCUGGAGCGAGACAGUGGAGGCCGCAGUGCGCAACGAGCUGUACACCGAUAAGAGGACGCAGGCGAAGCAGAGCGGCCCGCGGGCAGCGGCCUCGACGGGCGUCGCAGAGCACGGCGGCGACAAGGGCGACAGAAGCGACAAGAGCGACAUGUCCAGAUCCAGGCGGCGCCGCAGGCGCAGGUCUGACAGCCGCAGGAGGAGGAGGCGCAGCAUGAGCAGGCGCGACAGCAGGGGCAGGCGCGACAGCAGGAGCAGACGCCGCGACAGGCGUCGCGACACCAACCGCAGCAGGAGCCGCUCGCGCGGCGACCGCGACAGGAGCAAGAGCCGCCGCAAGGGCAGGGGCAAGAGCCGCGGCAAGAGCAAGGACAGGAGCAAGAGCAGGGAUAAGGACGCUGAGAAGGAGCGGAGGCGACAGGAAGCGAGGGAGAAGGCCGAGCAGGCCAAGAAGGAGACGCAGGAGAAAAACCUGGCGCUGAAGUGGAUCGGCACCGCAACGAGGCUCGAGACAGAGCUGGACGGGUACCUCGAGCAUGAGAAGGCGGACAAGGUGCCGUCAUGGGCUGUGAAGAACGCGAAGGCGGCGAGGAAGUCUGUGGCAGUCAUGAAGGCGGUGGCGCAGAAGCGCGUGCACAGCGGCGUGGCGUUGACGAUCACGCAGGACGAGGCCAUCAGCAUCCAGAAGGAUGCGAGCUCGGCGGCGAGGGCCAUCGCGGGGAUGCUCAAGGAGGCGCAGAAGCACAGCACCUGA
Messenger RNA from Prorocentrum cordatum, 1344 nucleotides. The record is from the annotation of a GenBank genome assembly. NCBI's taxonomy places the organism in Eukaryota, Dinophyceae, Prorocentrales, Prorocentraceae.